AUGGACGUUAUUCUUUUGCCUGUCGUAGGUGAUAAAGUUUUGAUAUUUGAACUAGAUGAUAUAAAGAGUCUCAGGAAGCUUGAUAUACCGGGAGUUUUAGUUGGAACUUUACCGAAGUACCCACAACAAAAUUUAUUUUUAUCGAAACCCUUACAAUUGAGCUUUUACGAGACAUUAUGGCUAGUACAAUGGGGUUAUGGUAGAUUAAUUGAUAAUCGAGCUUACAAUGACCAAAUAUUGAAAGGAUCUAACAUAUCUAUGGAGGACAAUAUAAUUGAAAAUCAAGUUAUCACCAGAGAUACUCAAAUGACUAAUAAAAAUAUCGCUCUUGAGAAUGAGAUCAGCAUUGAACAGUUCAUUGAAAGAAAUUAUGACAGUUCUAAAGAACUAGAGGAUUUAAUCAAAACUUACAACAUCUUCAAAUACAUGAAAUCAUUAGGUUUUUUCAUUUCACUGGGUCUUAAAUUUGGAGGUGAAUUUUUAUGUUAUCCGGGAGAUCCUUUGAGAUACCAUAGUCAUUUGAUUGUCAACGCGUGCUCUACAGUAACCGACUACGAUUUAAUUACCGGUGGAAGGUUGGCGACAGGAGUUAAAAAACUAUGGGUGAUUGUUGAUGCAACAAAAGAUAAGCAUCAACCAAAGAAAGAAGAGGAUGGAAGGAUAUUUCCUAAUUUUACUGAAAGUUCUACAGUAGACUCCUUUUCGAUAGAGUGGGCGGGAUUCGGUUAA
Molecule: messenger RNA, 729 nt
Organism: Priceomyces carsonii
Lineage: Eukaryota; Fungi; Ascomycota; Pichiomycetes; Serinales; Debaryomycetaceae
Product: tRNA splicing endonuclease subunit
Exons: 1
Coding region: 1-729 (242 amino acids)
Biological process (GO): tRNA splicing, via endonucleolytic cleavage and ligation; tRNA-type intron splice site recognition and cleavage
Cellular component (GO): tRNA-intron endonuclease complex
Molecular function (GO): nucleic acid binding; tRNA-intron lyase activity
Source: RefSeq, a predicted model, not a curated record